Labrus bergylta (ballan wrasse) is the source of this 1344-nucleotide messenger RNA. The record is from RefSeq and is a predicted model, not a curated record. NCBI's taxonomy places the organism in Eukaryota, Metazoa, Chordata, Actinopteri, Labriformes, Labridae.
GUGAGCUCCUAAAAUGUCACAGUCCAGUGGGAUCUUGGUGCCAGGUAGUUCAUGAAAAUGGAGUCCUCGUCCCAAAGUGUGUCUGUCCACAGUCCUGUUCACGGCAGAGGGCACCAGUGUGCAGUGUUCUUGGAAAAACCUAUGGGAACGAGUGUUUGCUGCAUGAAGAAGCCUGCAGAAAGAGACGUCGAAUUGGACUGGCUCAUACUGGGCCCUGUCUGGUCCCCAGGGCUAAAUGCACUGAGGAGGAGUUCAGCCAGUUUCCAUAUCGUCUCCUGGACUGGUUUCUGCUCCUGAGUCGUAUGGGGGAGUCGUAUGCACCUGCUCCCCCGUCCCAGAGCUGCCUCAGUCACGCCCAGAGGACACAACUGGCACAGCAAAGAUUUACUUUGUUGGACAAGAACAAAGACGGCAAGUUGAGCCGCCGAGACCUGAGGAAGCUGGGUUACAAGAGGAUGCCUCUGGAGCAUUGUGCUACGCAGUUCUUUCGGUCAUGUGACCUUAACAAGAACAGAAAGGUGACCCUGCGGGAGUGGACCGCCUGUCUUGUGGAUCGCUCUGAGGCCUGGUUCUUCAAUUUUAUGUCGAUGAGAAUGGGCUCCCGUAAGCUGUGUCCUACAGUCAAAGAGAACCACCUCUGACAUGACUCUUGCUGGUCCUUCUUUUUUUUUUUUUCUUUGCAAAGAGCUCACUGAAGGUUGUUAUCUGAUUAAAAGAUACAGGAAGGCAUCUCUACACACUGCCCUCACUCUCAUUCUGUUUUCCUUUGUAUCGCAGCUUGUUAUAUAGUGAUUUAUUAUGUUAUCAAAUGAGAGAGCCCGCUGGUCAUCUGUGCGCUCAUGUGUAUGCUUAAAUGACACAAUUAAAUGUCUGGACAUACUGACCGCAAGUAGUUUUUAAUUACAUUAGCUGACAUUUGUACAUUUGUGCAGAGACAUUGGCGACAUUAAGUGCCAGAUUGCAUGGCAUGCUUUAAACAACCAAUUAAAAGGGAGAAUGACUGCAUAUUGUGUACUUGAAUGACAAAAGAGAUGGGAAAUAAAGACAAGUGGGAAUUAAACCCUUAGGAUGGGAUGACGUGACCAGGGAAGAGACAAAGAGAUAAUAAUGGGGGGUGAAGGGGAAGAAGAGGAGUAAAGUGUCAUGAUGCACUGGAGGAGAGUGAGAGCAAAGUGACUGAAAGUAAGGAGAGAGAAGUAUAAAGUGUGUAUGUGGACGACGGGAGGAAGGAGGUAAUGCACUGUAAAUGGGAGUUGAGAGUAAUGGAGUAAUGCAUAAAAAAUGGAUCAGAAAUGAGAGAAAGACUGAGAACGGGGAGUGAGGGGGGGAAGGGAUGGCUGGGAA